UUUUUAAGUGUGACAAAAAACAAAUAAAUAAACAAAUUUUGUUGACUUUUGAGGAGUAGGUGAAGUGAUAGCAAAUUGGCGCCACUUGUUGUCACCAUGUCCAGCCACGAGGAGGAUGAUCAUGAGCAUGAGCACGAGCACGCGGAUGAUGUGGAGGAGCAAGAGAUACACGUGGACGUGGACUCCGAUUCGCGGAUGUCAUGCGGCAGCGGCUCCGAUGUGGAUAUGGAUAAUGGCAGCUGUUACGAUGAAUCGGAAACGCCAUUAAGUGAGUCGCUGCAAUCGGAGCAGACGCGUUCCUCGUCCAGCGAGAAUCUUCCCUUCAGCAUAUCACGCCUGCUUUCCAAGCCCUUCGAGACGAACAACAAUCACCAUCACAGCCUCAGUCUCAGCCUCAGUCACAGCCACCAGCACAGCAGCAGCAGCCCCGGCUCCAGCAGCAACAACAACAACAACAACAACAACAACAAUCAUGGGGAAAAGGGUGAGGAGAAGGAGCUGCUUCAGGUGGAGGAUCACGAACUGGCGGCCUACAAGCUGGCCACCAGCAUCGCCAACUCAACGUACGGAAGUGCCUCGGCCCUCUACUCAUAUCCCCAUCUGUAUCCAUCGGCAGCGGCAGCCGCCGCCGGACAUGUGCUACGUGUGCCGCCCCAGAGGACGCCCCUGACGUGGGCCCUGCCGCCGCUGCAUCAUGCGGCGCUGGCACAUCAGGCGGUCAAGGAUCGACUGGCAGCUGCCUUCCCCAUUGCACGACGUAUCGGACAUCCCUACCAGAAUCGCACGCCACCAAAGCGGAAAAAGCCACGCACAUCCUUUACGCGCAUCCAGGUGGCCGAGCUGGAGAAGCGCUUCCACAAGCAAAAGUAUUUGGCAUCCGCGGAGCGAGCGGCACUGGCGAGAGGCCUCAAGAUGACCGAUGCCCAGGUGAAGACGUGGUUCCAGAAUCGACGCACCAAAUGGAGACGCCAAACAGCUGAGGAACGCGAGGCCGAGCGGCAGGCUGCCAAUCGCCUGAUGCUCUCCCUGCAGGCGGAGGCCAUUAGCAAGGGCUUUGCCCCACCAUCGGCUCCAAUGAGCUCACAGGGCGGCGUCAAUGGUGCGCCACUGGCAGCGCUGCAUGGACUGCAGCCAUGGGCAGAGGCAUCGCAUGCGGCGGGCUGCUAAUCUCGAACCGCAUCGAGUGGCGGCGGCAGAAGGUUUAUUUGUGAUACAUUUCGCUCUGUACAUAGUUCGAGGGAGACGGCGGGAGUGAACGGAAAGUGACAGGCUGUUUCCCACUGUACAUAUUGGAUCGGUUCUCCCCACAUCUGUAAAUAGCUAGCUUUAUUCUCUAGAGACGCUUACUUAUCAAAUCCCAGGCGGAGGAGGUGCAGCCCGAUCUACGCUUUUAGUUUUCAGUUUCGUGUUUCGUAGUUGCAGCAUUUAGAUACCCUUUCCCUUAGUUAUUGUUCGACAGUUUCAACGAAGGCAAAUCGCAUCUCAAAAACAAUGUCGCAGUGAGCUUCAGAGCCACGCUUAGUAAUAAUACAAAAUAAAUAUAUAUAUAAACAUAUACAUAAUGUGUGUAUGUACGUGCGUAAUUGUAAUAUCUGUCUGUAGAAUUAAGGCAAAUGGCAUUACCUAGUAUUAUAAAUUAUAAACGCCUAAAAUAUGUACGAUCAUUGAAAAUUAAACAACAAAAUGAAUGAAAAUAAA
Drosophila guanche is the source of this 1698-nucleotide messenger RNA. It is a transcript of the gene C15, whose product is annotated as T-cell leukemia homeobox protein 3. Bases 97 to 1167 code for a protein of 356 amino acids. NCBI's taxonomy places the organism in Eukaryota, Metazoa, Arthropoda, Insecta, Diptera, Drosophilidae. Gene Ontology annotation, molecular function: DNA-binding transcription factor activity, RNA polymerase II-specific; RNA polymerase II cis-regulatory region sequence-specific DNA binding. Gene Ontology annotation, biological process: animal organ development; regulation of transcription by RNA polymerase II. The record is from RefSeq and is a predicted model, not a curated record. Gene Ontology annotation, cellular component: nucleus. The transcript is spliced from 4 exons.